Dujonia railenensis is the source of this 759-nucleotide messenger RNA. Lineage: Eukaryota; Fungi; Ascomycota; Pichiomycetes; Serinales; Debaryomycetaceae. The record is from the annotation of a GenBank genome assembly.
AUGCAGUUCUCUAGCUUAGUCCUCUAUUUUUUGAUUGCAAAUCUUCUGACUAAGGUUGCAGCACUUUAUUUUUACUACGAUUCUGCUGAACCAGUACAAAAUCUUACUCGAAUCGAGGUCACUUAUGACAAUGAAUACAGUAAUGACGAGGGCAUAUUUUGGUCCAAUCAGUUUGCUUUUCAAGGUGGCCAAGGUGGGUACAUGGGAUUUCAACCUAGACCAAACGGUCCCGACCAUUUAGUAUUUAGCUUCUUCGGCCAGAAUGCUACUUCAGAAUCUCCAUAUUGCAGCAAUGGUGCUGAUGGUGACCCUGGUAUAUCUUGUAUGCAUGAGUUUGAGUGGAUCCGUAAUAGAAAUUAUACUAUUGCGGUUGAAUUAGAGAGCACUGGUGCGGAUGGCAGUAACUUAUGGCAAGGAACGCUUCAAGAUGAAGUCACUGGAGAGAAAUUGACCAUUGCCAACUUCACUUUACCAGCCACCUAUCAAAGGCUCAGUUCGGCUUUGAUUACUUGGCUAGAAUGGUAUCUGAUGAACGGUAACACUGGAGCGAUCUCUGAAAGAUUUCCUUGUACACCAAAGGCUUCCUAUUCAUUUUGGACCCCUCGCUACUUCAAAGAUGGUGAGGAGUACGAUGUAAAGCAAACAGAUUACAAGGCAGAAGGCAUCUAUGAUGGCUGUGCCUAUGAACACAAUGCUCCGAAUCAAAAUGUAACCGCCAUUCCCGGUGGAUAUUACGUCCAAAAUGGUAUCUUUGAUUAA